Molecule: messenger RNA, 1224 nt
Organism: Tetranychus urticae (two-spotted spider mite)
Lineage: Eukaryota; Metazoa; Arthropoda; Arachnida; Trombidiformes; Tetranychidae
Product: transmembrane protein 222
Source: RefSeq, a predicted model, not a curated record
UUGAUUGAUGUUGAAGGCAGUUUCCAACGUGACAUGUUUCCCAUCCAAAACCAAAACAUAGUCUUGUUUUCCUUCUCAUUUUCAUUUUUGCUCUUCUUCAGCUGAUGACAACCCAAACAUUUUUAGAGCAAAUAUGCAACAAAAUUAAACCUUCAAACAAUAAUACAUGUACAUUUAUUUUAAAUAUAAAAUUAGUGAAUUUUGAAUCAUAACCGUAAAACGUGAAUUGGUUGAUCCUUUUGUUUUGUUUGUUUACCUGGAGAUUUACAACCCGUUUCUUUUGUGUGUAGUGUUUAUCACUUGUGUAAAAUUUAUUUAUGCUCAAUCUAAUCAUAAUAUCAUUUGAUUGAAUUAUUUUGGUCAUCCUUCACAAUGCAUGAAUGACAUCCUGACCAAAGAUUAAGGUAAUCUACUCUUUGAUCCUGACUUAUUACCCUGCAAUUGUUCUCAUCAAUAAAUCUAAUAUUAAAUAUAUUCUUGAAGAUGUCUAUUGACAUUAAAAGAAACCGAUAUCCUUUCUGUAUUGUCUGGACACCAAUUCCCAUAUUAACAUGGCUUUUCCCUUUUAUUGGUCAUAUGGGUAUAACCACAAGUCAAGGUAUAAUCAAAGAUUUCGCCAUGUCCCAUACAAUCUCGACGGAUAAUAUAGCUUUUGGUAAUCCUACAAGAUAUUUACAACUUGACCCUCAUUUGGUUGAUGGUGAUAAGGAUGCCUGGGAUCAAGCAACAUCUCAUGCAUGUGAGGUUUACUCUCAAAGAACGCAUAACUUAAUUUUGGAUAAUUGUCAUUCUCAUGUUGCCCUCGCACUAUCAACUAUGCGCUACAAUGGACGUGAUUCUUGGAAUAUGGUUAUUCUCGCGGCUUGGAUGUUUUUCUGUGGAAAAUAUGUCAAUUUAUUGGGUUUCGUCAAAACCUGGUUACCGUUUUUGACAAUGGUUCUUGUAAUCCUUGCUUUCAUCUUUCUCAUUCCAUGAUUGUGGAAACCGCGCAUCUUUGAUCCAAAAAAAUCAAGAAUAUUUUUAUCGGUUACUCUACUUGCUAUUUCUAAUUAAAAAUUUAUCAUGGGAGCAGUUUUAACGAUAUUUGUUAAUUCAUGCAUUCUCACUAAAUAUUUAACCUGUAAAUUCAAAUUUAAAUAUGACAAUUGUAUAAAUUGCUUAAAAUGCUGAAUUUUAUCAGGCUUUUAGCUGUAAAUAAUUAAGUAAAGAUUAUUACCUAAUCAA